AGAGUUACAGUGCUCGCAAAAUAAAGUCCACAACCCGACGGGGAGAUCACGUUAACCAGGUAAUAUCAAAUCCAAAUCCUUCUUCCUGUUUGUAAUCGUAGCUUCAUUGAAGCUAGCCCCAUCGGUCCACCAUCAAAAAUGGAAACCUGGUUUCUGAUCCUCGUCACCAUCUCCAUCUCUGCCCUUCUGAAGCCUAUUUUCCACCUUUUAUUUUCUUCCAAGAAUUCCCCCUACAGCCUCCCUCCAGGCCCCUUUAAGUUCCCCAUCAUCGGCAACAUUUUAUGGCUCCGUAAAUCCUUCGCCGAAAUCGAGCCCAUCAUUCGCUCGCUGCACAAAAAGCUCGGCCCUAUGGUCACUCUCCACAUCGGUUCUAACCCCACCAUUUUCAUCGCCGAUCGCUCCCUAGCCCACCAAGCGUUGGUCCAGAGUGGUGCAGUUGCUAAUCGUCCACAGGCUCCUGCUACUAAUAAAAUUUCCACUAACAAUCAGCAUAAUAUCAACUCGUCCUUCUACGGCCCUACUUGGCGCCUCCUCCGCCGGAAUCUUACCUCAGAAAUCCUCCAUCCUUCAAGGGUCAAGUCAUACAAUCAUGCUCGCAAGUGGGUUCUGCAAAUUCUCGUCAACCGGUUUGAAUCGCAGUCGAAAUCUGGAGAUCCUGUUCGCGUUAUGGAUAAUUUUCGGUACGCCAUGUUUUGCCUGUUAGUCCUCAUGUGUUUCGGCGACAAGCUCGAUCAGAAACAAAUUGAAGAAAUUGAGAGAGUAGAACGUUCUGCCAUUUUGAAUGCUGUGAAAUUCAAUAUACUCAAUUUCAUGCCAAGAUUGACCAAGAUAGUGUUUCGUAAACGUUGGUCACAGUUUUUGCAGCUUCUAAAGGAUCGACAAGAAGUAUUGAUUCCAUUGAUAAGAGCAAGAAAGAAGGCCAGUGAAGAGCGACAGAGCAAGUUAAAUGACAAAAAAGAUGACUAUGUCUUAUCGUACGUUGAUACCUUGUUCGAUCUGCAGCUUCCUGAUGAGAAAAGAAAUCUUACAGAGAAGGAAAUGGUGAGUUUGUGCAAUGAGUUUCUUAACGCAGGCACGAAUACUACUUCCACAGCCUUGGAAUGGAUCAUGGCAAAUAUGGUAAAACACUCACAUAUUCAAGAGAAGCUUUUCAGAGAAAUUAAAGGGGUUGUUAGAGAGGGUCAAGAAGAAGUAAAAGAAGAAGAUUUGCAGAAGCUGCCAUAUUUGAAAGCAAUCAUUUUAGAAGGGCUAAGGCGGCACCCACCAGCACAUUUUGUUUUGCCACAUGCGGUGACUGAAGAUGUAGUUUUGGAUAAAUAUUUAGUACCCAAAAAUGCAAAUAUAAAUUUCAUGGUGGCAGACAUGGGAUGGGAUCCAGAGGUUUGGGAGGAUCCCAUGGCUUUUAAGCCUGAAAGGUUUAUGGGUAGUGAUAAUAGCAGUGGAGAAGUGUUUGAUAUAACAGGGAGUAAGGAGAUUAAGAUGAUGCCAUUUGGGGUGGGAAGGAGAAUUUGCCCUGGAUAUGGAUUAGCAAUGCUUCAUUUGGAGUAUUUUGUGGCUAAUUUGAUUUGGAAAUUUGAGUGGAAGGCUAUGGAUGGAGAUGAUGUUGACUUGUCUGAGAAGCUACAGUUUACAAUGGUAAUGAAGAAUCCAUUACAGGCCCUCAUAUCUCCCAGAUUCAAAUAAAGCUUCAUCUCUAUUUUUUUAGAUUUCAGUCUGUAUCACUCGAAAAGUUCUUGGGCAGCAGGAGAUGCUGCGUCUGUUGACAACAGACAAGUUAUGUAUGUUGUAUGCGUUAACCUAAAAAAAAUAAAUUAUUGCAAUUAAAAGUAGUGAAUAAUUGGUUUUA
Hevea brasiliensis (rubber tree) is the source of this 1846-nucleotide messenger RNA. RefSeq names its product cytochrome P450 89A2. Gene Ontology annotation, molecular function: oxidoreductase activity, acting on paired donors, with incorporation or reduction of molecular oxygen, NAD(P)H as one donor, and incorporation of one atom of oxygen; iron ion binding; heme binding. NCBI's taxonomy places the organism in Eukaryota, Viridiplantae, Streptophyta, Magnoliopsida, Malpighiales, Euphorbiaceae. The record is from RefSeq and is a predicted model, not a curated record. Gene Ontology annotation, cellular component: membrane.